Messenger RNA from Peromyscus eremicus (cactus mouse), 2610 nucleotides. Its product is annotated as A disintegrin and metallopeptidase domain 3-like. Gene Ontology annotation, biological process: binding of sperm to zona pellucida; proteolysis; cell adhesion. The transcript is spliced from 21 exons. Lineage: Eukaryota; Metazoa; Chordata; Mammalia; Rodentia; Cricetidae. Gene Ontology annotation, cellular component: plasma membrane. The record is from RefSeq and is a predicted model, not a curated record. Gene Ontology annotation, molecular function: metalloendopeptidase activity. Bases 242 to 2440 code for a protein of 732 amino acids.
UCAUGUGGGUGGUUCCUGGGCAUCCUCUGGCCUCUGCAGGGAAAGCACUGACUCCUCUGGGCUCUGGUCCCUGAGGUACAGAGCUGCAGCAGGGGCCACCCUGCCGGGGCUUCCUGUUCCUGCUGGGCUCUGCCUCUCCUGCUUCCCAAGAGCCCAGGCGCAGGGGCACAGGGCCGCAGGGGCCACGAGCUACCACCGUUACACCAACCGCCGUCCCUGUAGCAAAGCCAGCAGCCACACCAUGCUGCCUUUGUUCCUGGUCCUCUCAUGCCUGGGCCAACUGAUCACUGCGGGCCAGGACUCUGAAACACCACUUCUGCAGACCAUAGUGCCACAGAAAAUCGAGAACAGCAUCAACGAUUCCAAGGUCACUUACUUGGUCAGAAUUGAGGGGAAAACAUACACAUUCCAUCUUGAAAAACAGUCAUUUUUGCAUCCACGUUUUAUGGCAUAUUCGCAUAGCAAGUUAGGAACAUUGCAACUGCAUUACUCUUUAAUAAAGGGCCAUUGCUUCUAUCAAGGACACGCUGUGGAGAUUCCAGCAUCGACUGUGACACUCAGCACUUGCUCAGGUCUCAGGGGCUUGUUACAGUUAGAAAACAUCACUUAUGGAAUCGAGCCAUUACAAUCUUCGGCUACAUUUGAACACAUAAUUUAUCAAAUAAAGAACAAUAAAAUUGAUUAUUCCCCCUUCAAAGAAAACUUAAAUCUCCAGCAUGAAAGUCAGUCCUACCGAAUUCUUGUAAAACCAGAGAAAGGUUCAAAUGUGUCACUGAUGAAAAGGAUGCUGAGUGUGAAGGUCAUCGUGGAUAAAGCCAUGUUUGGCCAUAUGGGCUCUGAGAUGGGAGUUGCAGUUCAGAAAGUUGUUCAUAUCUUUGGUCUCAUUAACACCAUGUUUUCCCAGCUGAAGAUGACUGUGAUGUUAACAUCUUUAGAGAUCUGGUCAGACCAAAAUAAGAUAGAAACAAACGGGGAUGCUGAUGAAGUUCUGCAAAGGUUUCUGCUGUGGAAACAAAAACAAGCAUCUGAAAGGGCCCAGGAUAUCACGUACUUACUCCUGUAUAAGGAUUAUCCUGAUUAUGUGGGAGCAACAUAUCACGGCAUAGCCUGCAACCCAAAGUUUACAGCAGGAAUCGCUCUGCACCCGAAGACGUUAACCGUGGAGGGCUUUGCUGUUGUUCUGUCCCAGCUGCUUGGAAUUAACCUGGGGUUAACUUAUGACGACGUCUACAACUGCUUCUGCCCAGGAAGUGUGUGCAUAAUGAAUCCUUCGGCAAUACGUUCCCAAGGCGUAAAGGUUUUUAGCAGUUGCAGCCUGGAUGGAUUCAAACAGUUGGCUUCACAGCCUGAGCUAGACUGCCUUCAGAACAAACCAGUGCCAGAAACUGUCGCUGUGCCUCAAGGGCCAAUUUGUGGUAACGGCAAAUUGGAGGAGCCAGAGGAGUGUGACUGUGGCCCACCAGAGACCUGUCGUCUUAAAGGAUGUUGUGACGCUGAGUCUUGUACUCUGAGAAAGCCUGCAGCGUGUGGGUCAGGGGCGUGCUGUGACAGAAGGACAUGCAAGGUAGCCGAAAGAGGGCAUCUGUGUAGGAAAAGCACAGACUUGUGUGAUUUCCCUGAGUUCUGCAAUGGACAGUCUGAACACUGCGUCCCCGACAUCAAAGCUGCUGACCUAGAACCAUGCAACAACUACACUGCCUAUUGCUUUGGUGGGAUCUGCCGAGACCUGGAUAGGCAGUGCAUGGAUUUAUUUGGAAAACAUGCUAGGGGUCCUAAUUAUUUGUGUAUACAAGAAGUGAAUAUUCAAAAUGACAAAUUCGGAAACUGUCAUGGACGCUGUAAUUAUAGUGCUGUAUUUUGUGGAAAAGUGGCUUGUAUCUGGGACCGUACAGAAAUCAUAUUAACAGAUAAAUAUGAUGUCCAGUAUACUUACAUUGGAGGUCAUGUGUGUGUGUCCGCACAUUUAAGAAACCCUGAGGGCACUGAUGAUACCUAUGUACAUGAUGGUACCAUUUGUGGUGGUGGCAAGGCUUGUAUCCAAGGGAAGUGCUUACGUGUGCAUGCCUACAGAGGACCUUUACAAUGCGACUCGGAGAUAAAGUGCCAAGGAAACGGGAUUUGCAACAGUCUACACAACUGUCAAUGUGACGUUGGCUAUGCACCUCCGGAGUGUGACAUGACACCUUCAUCUCCAGGAGGGAGCUUUGAUGAUGGAUUUUGGCUACCCUUCGAGAAAAGCACACCUUUGAUUGUCAAGCAGCGUGGUGCUCGCUAUAAAAAGGGACUUUUGAUCAGUUUCUAUGUUUUCCUGCCUUUCCUCAUCAUGUUUGCCAUCUGUGUUAUUAAGCAGAAUAUCACCAAGGGAUUCCAGCACAAGGAAGAGACUGUAGUGAGUGGAGGAUCGAUUUUAGAAGACAAUGAAAAAGGCAGCCACCAGUGACAGUGCCAAAGGAGUUAGGCACAUUGAAGCCACAAUGGAAGAAGGACUCCACCAGGAAACUCUCUGUGACGCGGGCUGAUCCAAGAACAAGAACCAGCCUGUCUCUUUUUCUGUGGCUUAUAGAUUUCAGUUUUACAUACCUCCAAAUAAAAUCUAUGGCUGAAAGUCUA